This is a messenger RNA of Entrophospora sp. SA101, 348 nucleotides long. The record is from the annotation of a GenBank genome assembly. NCBI's taxonomy places the organism in Eukaryota, Fungi, Glomeromycota, Glomeromycetes, Entrophosporales, Entrophosporaceae.
AUGAACGUUGGUGGUGUGCAACUCCAAUAUCAACCGUGCACUCAAAAUCCAGCAAGACAGUCUUGGAUAGUGUUACAGAAUAAUAAUUCAAACAACUUUAUUAUUCAACAAACACCAAAAUCUGAUAGAUUUAAUAAUGAUGAUGAUAAUAAUUUAUCAGAAAGUUCUUCUAAAACAAUUUACAAAUUAUACUUUUCCAAAACAUUUAAUGGAUUUCCAAAAGAUAUCAAACAAUCCACUUUUAGGCAUUAUAAUUCUAGUCCUAUAAUUACUAGAUUCACUACAGAUAAUUAUUGUCAAGUUGAAUUAGAUCCUGGUGUACCUGUAGUAUUGGGCACACCCACAUGA